CUUAACUGUUUACUUCAUCCUCGUUUGCCUCGACCUCGACGACGAGCAUCGCGGAAGACUAGGCAGUCUCGCAAUGCUCUCCAGGCAAGCGCUCCGUCGCUUGCGGGCCUGUCGCCCAUCUGUUCUUCCUUUUUAUCAUUACCAUCCCUCCUCGGUUGCCCAAAGGCGUGACUAUGCGACUCCAUCGCCCUCAACCAAUGACCCCUUUGCCAACGGCACCAAUUCGUAUUAUGCCGACGAAAUGUACAAGCAUUGGAGGCAGGACCCGAAGUCUGUACAUGCAUCCUGGGACGCGUAUUUUUCCGGCAUGGACAAGGGUCUGACGAGCGCACAAGCCUUCCAUCCGCCUCCCAGUCUGGUGGCUGCUCCAGCUGAUGGAGCACCUGCGCUGUAUGCUGGCGGCGCGGCAGAGCUUGACGACCAUCUCAAGGUUCAAUUGCUCGUUCGUGCCUACCAAGUGCGGGGUCACCAUGUGGCUGAACUGGAUCCCCUCGGAAUUCUCGAUGCUGAUCUGGCGGACGUUCACCCUCCUGAACUAGAGCUCAGUAGAUAUGGUUUCACAGAGCGCGAUCUGGACAAGGACAUCACUCUUGGACCCGGUAUUCUCCCUCAUUUCGCUACCGAGGACCGGAAAACGAUGAAGUUGGAUGAGAUUAUAAAACUUUUGAAGCGGAUAUACUGCGGUGCCGUCGGCAUCCAGUAUGUGCACAUUCCGGACAAAGAAAAUUGUGACUGGAUUCGUGAACGCGUAGAAAUACCCAAACCAUGGAAUUACACCGUUGAGGAGAAGCGAAUGAUCCUAGACCGUCUUAUCUGGUCAGAAUCAUUUGAAAAGUUCAUCGCGUCUAAAUAUCCCAACGAGAAGCGAUUCGGUCUGGAGGGAUGCGAGGCUCUUAUUCCCGGUAUGAAGGCUCUCAUAGAUCGGUCAGUGGACCACGGUGUGAAGCACGUCACGCUUGGUAUGCCUCACCGUGGAAGAUUGAACGUCUUGGCUAAUGUCAUUCGGAAACCCAUCGAGGCUAUUUUGAACGAAUUCAGUGGUACGGAGGAUGAUGACUCGCCAGCUGGAGAUGUCAAAUACCAUCUUGGAGCAAACUACGUCAGGCCUACUCCCUCUGGAAAGAAAGUAUCGUUAUCCCUGGUUGCCAACCCUUCGCAUUUGGAGGCUGAGGAUCCCGUUGUUCUUGGCAAAACACGCGCUAUUCAGCACUUCGAAGGAGAUGAGACUACUCACACCACUGCUAUGGGUGUUCUUCUUCACGGAGACGCCGCGUUUGCCGGUCAAGGCGUGGUUUACGAAACUAUGGGCAUGCACAACCUCCCUUGGUACGGUACCGGUGGAACCAUCCACUUGAUCGUCAACAACCAAAUCGGUUUCACCACUGACCCUCGAUUCGCCCGCUCUACUCCUUACCCGUCUGAUAUCGCUAAAUCCAUCGAUGCCCCCAUCUUUCACGUGAACGGUGACAAUGUGGAGGCAGUAACUUUCGUUUGCCAACUCGCUGCUGACUACCGAGCCAAGUACAAGAAGGAUGUUGUCAUUGACAUUGUCUGCUACAGGCGUUAUGGACACAACGAGACUGACCAACCGAUGUUCACCCAGCCACGGAUGUACAAAGCGAUCCAGGAACACCCGUCUCCUCUCACCGUGUACACCAAAUUCCUUGUUGGCCGUGGAACGUUCACCGAGAAGGACAUUGAGGAACACAAGAAGUGGGUAUGGGGCAUGCUGGAGAAGUCCUGGUCAGGCGCGAAGGACUACGUGCCUACGAGUAAGGAGUGGCUGUCCGCGUCAUGGCAAGGAUUCCCAUCCCCCAAACAGUUGGCGGACCAGACUUUGCCUACCCGCGUGACCGGCUCCGACGAGGCUACCCUGAAACGCAUUGGCAAAGCUAUUUCGACCUACCCUGCUGGUUUCACUCCUCAUCGCAACCUCGCACGUAUCCUUGCCACCCGAGGAAAGACCGUCGAGGAAGGUACGAACAUCGAUUGGUCUACCGCCGAGGCAUUGGCUUUCGGUUCAUUGGCUCUGGAGAAGAUUCACGUCAGAGUUUCUGGACAAGAUGUUGAACGCGGUACAUUCUCACAGAGGCAUGCUGUCAUCCAUGAUCAGGUCAAUGAGUCACAGUACAUUCCUCUCAACGAUCUUGGUUCAUCCCAGGCUCGAUUUGUCGUCUGCAACUCGUCCUUAUCCGAAUACGGUUGCCUUGGAUUCGAGCUCGGUUACUCGUUGGUUUCACCCGAUGCAUUAACCAUGUGGGAGGCACAGUUCGGUGACUUUGCCAACAAUGCGCAGUGCAUUAUCGAUCAGUUCAUUGCUGCUGGUGAGAGAAAGUGGUUGCAAAGGACUGGUUUGGUUAUGAGUUUGCCUCAUGGAUAUGAUGGUCAGGGACCUGAACACUCUAGUGGAAGGAUUGAGCGGUUCUUGCAGCUCUGCGAUGACCAUCCGAAUGUUUUCCCUUCAAAGGAGAAGAUUGAAAGGCAGCAUCAGGAUUGUAACAUGCAAGUUGUCUACCCAACAACUCCUGCCAACUACUUCCAUGUCCUUCGUCGCCAGAUUCACCGGGAUUUCCGCAAGCCUCUCAUCGUGUUCUUCUCUAAAAACCUUCUCCGUCACCCUAAAGCUCGCUCUGAUUUGGCCGAAAUGAUUGGCGAAACUAACUUCCAGAGAUAUAUCCCCGACAGCCACCCAGACUGUUUAGUUGCGCCUGAGCAUAUCAGGAGGCAUAUCUUGUGUACUGGCCAAGUUUACCAAACUUUGGUGGCUGCAAGAGAGGAGCGAGGUAUCACCGACAUUGCCAUUAGCAGAAUCGAGCAGAUUUCGCCAUUCCCCUACGAUAUGUUGACCCCUCAUCUCGACAAAUAUCCCAACGCCACUCUCUUGUGGUGUCAGGAGGAACCCUUGAAUAACGGUGCUUGGAGCUAUGUUGGUCCUAGGAUCUACACCGCUGCCAGCAAGACCGAGAACCACAAAGGAAAAUAUCCGUUGUAUGCCGGCAGGGAUCCUACUAGCUCUGUAGCUACUGGAAGCAAGACCCAACAUAAGAAGGAAAUUGAGCAAUUCCUUAAUACGGCCUUUGAUCUCUCCACGACGCAUCGGGAUACUCACGCAUACGACUAAUUUUCUUUAAUUUUCUUCUUCUAUUUUGAA
Messenger RNA from Guyanagaster necrorhizus, 3151 nucleotides. RefSeq names its product 2-oxoglutarate dehydrogenase complex E1 component mitochondrial precursor. The record is from RefSeq and is a predicted model, not a curated record. NCBI's taxonomy places the organism in Eukaryota, Fungi, Basidiomycota, Agaricomycetes, Agaricales, Physalacriaceae. Gene Ontology annotation, molecular function: oxoglutarate dehydrogenase (succinyl-transferring) activity; thiamine pyrophosphate binding. The transcript is spliced from 10 exons. Gene Ontology annotation, cellular component: mitochondrion; oxoglutarate dehydrogenase complex. Bases 74 to 3121 code for a protein of 1015 amino acids. Gene Ontology annotation, biological process: tricarboxylic acid cycle.